AUCCCAGUCAGUCUUGUACCGCCAAAGAGCACAGGCACAAAGGGUCUUGGGAAACAUCUGGGCUAGAUGAUACAGAAGCUAAUCUGAAAGGGGAGGACAGGGCUGUUAAGAGAAAGCAUGGCAAAGUCUGUGACAGCUGACUGUCUCUUUCUGCAACGCUUACUCUAGCAGGCUUGGCAAAACAAGAGUGAGUUAAUCUGAAGUGGCUGGUGGUGGUGGGCUGAGUGGAAGAGGCAUUGUGCUUCUCAGGUGGAACUUGGUGUUCAGGGGGAAGGUGUGUCUGCUCUCCUAGCACCCUACAGGCAGCCCCCAAGCCUCUCUUAAACUUCUGGUUUGGUCCGAAUGUAGCAAAAACAUUUUCUCAUAUGUGGACUUUCAGUGGGAGUGGUGUCGUGUGUCAGCCCAAAAGGCAAAGGCUUCUGUCUCUGAAAGAAUUUAAAGCAAAGGCCUGAAGAGGGGGAAAGCAAGGGAAAUAUUAACUGUGGCUUAAAAAACAACCCUGAGUCCCCAUGGAGUAAAAAUCUAGUAAGUAGAAACCAGUCUAAGUCAGAAGGAAGAAGAAGAGCACAGAGAAAACAGCUUUCUGAGUGUAGCAGUCACUUGGAUUGUUUUAAAUGACUUGUCUGGAUGAUGUGCAUCCUCUCAGCCAACAGCUGGUGACUACAGGAGAGUGAGUGCUCUCCUGCAGUGAUAGAAGGUGAUUUGGAGAGAGGACAUAGUGGAGGAGAAUGCAACUCUUGUGUUCUCUAGGUGUUUUCUCUGAUCAAACCUGGCUGUAACUGACCAGAUGGAAACGCUGACCUGUGGCACUGCUGGAGCCCUGACCGGGCUGCUUGGAGAGUGCCCUAGGGGCUUCCCCCGGAGAUGGGUGCCCAUGGAGCAAAUCCUGUUGCGGGGAGCGAGGGGGCAGCAGCUGUGGGGGACGCCUGCCUUCCGCUGGCAGCAGAAGGCCGCCUGUGGCACAGUUCGCUCUUGGCUUUAUCGAAACGGGGUACAGGACACGGCAAGCAGAUACUGGUGCUGGGCCUGGAUGGGGCUGGGAAGACCAGCGUUCUGCAUUCCCUGGUGACUAACCAUGUCAAGCGCAGCGUGGCUCCCACUGAGGGCUUCAACGCUAUCUGCGUCAACACCGAAGAGUCACAGAUGGAGUUCCUGGAGAUCGGGGGCAGUGAAUCUCUGCGUUCAUACUGGAAGAUGUACUUGCCCAAAGUGCUGUUGCUAAUCUAUGUCGUGGACUCGGCCGAUCAUGCCCGACUGCCUCUGGCAAAACAGCUGCUUCAUCAACUGAUCCAGAACAACUCCACCCUGCCAGUGGUGGUUCUGGCCAACAAGCAGGACCUCGAAGGUGCAUAUUCCAUCACCGAUAUCCACGAUGCUCUGGCACUGUCCGAUAUCGGGGACAACAGGAAGAUGUUCUUGAUUGGUACCCAUGUGGCAGAAGAUGGCUCCGAGAUCUCCUCCAACAUGAAGGAUGCCAAGGAGCUGAUAGCACAGCUGGUUUUGGAAGCACAGUGACAGCUCUUUUCCUACAAUGUGAUCUGUGCAGCUGAGGGAGACAGAGUGUUAGUAUAUGGUCACUUUGCCGUGUGGCGACUGAAAUGUACAGGUAUCUUUUCCUUCUGAGUGUGGGAUUCCCCUGAAAAUGGUGUCUAGUUGGUAAGAAAAUCUAAUUUGUAGUGGUUUGAAAAUACAUUUGAGAAGUAAGUCUAAUAUUUAGUGUAUUUGUAGGGGAAAAUUAGUCUCCCAGAUAGCAGAGUUAAGAGGAUGUAUAGCUUAGGUGGGCUGAGGUGGCUUCUUGCCAGGUGGGAAUCAAGCAUUGUCUUCAGUGGAACAAAGCUGCAUCCAGUGAAUUUCACCUGGCUUAGUGUCUCAGGUUUAAAUUGAAAUAUGUUUACUCCUCAGGUUUUACAGAACCCUGUUAACAGUGUUGUUCUGUUGAAAAUGAGACCUCACUUCUUGACAGUGUCAGAAACUUAAAGUGCUGCGGUUAGUAUUUUUGACAGUUUUUGUUGUUGCUGUGUUGGAGCCAGCCUUUAAGGGAGUGGUAGAUUAGUAAUCUCUGGAAAUUGGGUUGGUUACUGCUGCUUUAGUAGGUUAGAACAAGAAGACAAAUGCAGUAAGAUAUUAAGUGUUUCUUUGCCUACAGGGAAAAACCAGAAUGGUGUAAUUUAAGGUAGUGACUGGAAGCAUUUAAGUUAAAUUGGCACCAAAGGUGGGAGACUCUUCCAUCGGGCUGAGUGCCUUGUUUCAGCUUAGUCUGGGUUGUCCUCAAGCAAGCAGUCUUAUGUGUGAAAAGCCUGUUGGUUUUUGAAAGUGGUUCGUGUUACACUGCGGGAGAGGAAGGUGAGUACGUGGCGAGUGUCGCUCUCCCGUUGUCCUCGGAACUGCAUUGCAGGAACGGGAUCCAGGAGCAAGUUCUGUACUGGGCCUGUUCUGCGGCCACAUUUACUGUAUGAGCGUUGUGUCGUUUCAUCCUUUGGAACAGAUGCAUAAAGCAGCAAACUUCACCCAAA
Molecule: messenger RNA, 2513 nt
Organism: Strigops habroptila (Kakapo)
Lineage: Eukaryota; Metazoa; Chordata; Aves; Psittaciformes; Psittacidae
Gene: ARL9
Product: ADP ribosylation factor like GTPase 9
Exons: 4
Coding region: 865-1515 (216 amino acids)
Molecular function (GO): GTP binding; GTPase activity
Source: RefSeq, a predicted model, not a curated record